AUGACUGGCCAGUCUAAAGAAGCCCCCAUCCCUCCAUGGGGGCUGGCAGUUGCGGGGGCUACAGGUGCUGUCAUCGCCAAUGCAUUGCUUUACCCAUUGGACAUCGUAAAGACACGUCUUCAAGUGCAGGUUAAACAAGGAGGACUUGACGUACCUGAUUGUCGUACACCUUCUGAAAACGAUUUGGUUCAUUAUAACUCCAGCUUAGAUGCGAUUAAAAAGAUUAUCGAAAAUGAUGGGAUUAGUGGUCUCUACACCGGGAUUAACGGCGCUCUCAUCGGAGUUGCGUCAACGAAUUUUGCAUAUUUUUAUUGGUAUUCGAUAGUAAGGACACUAUAUAUUAAUUACCUAAAUAAGACUGGAGCUCUAGGAACUGCGGCAGAGCUGAGUUUAGGAGCCGUCGCCGGAGCUGCGGCUCAAGCCUUCACUAUACCUGUUGCGGUCAUCACAACUCGACAACAAACGCAAGCCAAGGGGUUACAAAAGGGUAUGAUAGAUACUGCAAAAGAAAUUGUUGAGAGCAGAGAUGGGUUAUCUGGGUUGUGGAGGGGCCUUAAAGCUAGCCUGUUUCUUGUAGUAAACCCAGCCAUAACAUACGGAACGUAUCAGAAGCUGCGGGAAUCUAUUUUCCCUCUAAAGGUGAACCUUCAACCUUGGGAAGCAUUUUUGCUCGGCGCUAUGUCUAAAUCAUUAGCAACAAUUAUUACUCAACCUCUUAUUGUUGCAAAAGUUGGCAUGCAGUCAAAACCCCCUCCUUCGAGAGAAAAUAAGCCAUUCGAGUCGUUUUUUGAGGUUCUACAAUUUAUUUUUCAAAAUGAGGGGGCGCUCGGGCUCUUCAAGGGGAUCGGCCCUCAACUAUUAAAAGGGCUGUUUGUACAAGGUCUUCUUAUGAUGACAAAGGAAAGGAUAGAACUCUCAUUCAUAUUAAUCUUCCGCUACAUUCGAAAAUUACGAUCCGAAAGAUUAAACAAUGCCGCAUACCUCGCUACAGGUCCAGUAGCUAAAACUCUUCCUCUUCUCAAACAAUAG
This is a messenger RNA of Blumeria graminis f. sp. triticale, 1029 nucleotides long. NCBI's taxonomy places the organism in Eukaryota, Fungi, Ascomycota, Leotiomycetes, Helotiales, Erysiphaceae. The record is from the annotation of a GenBank genome assembly.